This is a messenger RNA of Chlamydomonas reinhardtii, 4671 nucleotides long. RefSeq lists its product as uncharacterized. The record is from RefSeq and is a predicted model, not a curated record. The coding region runs from base 190 to 3264 and encodes 1024 amino acids. The transcript is spliced from 4 exons. Lineage: Eukaryota; Viridiplantae; Chlorophyta; Chlorophyceae; Chlamydomonadales; Chlamydomonadaceae.
AUACACAUUCCACUGCAAACGCUAGCCAGCAUAAAAUCCGCUUGUAAGCUACACGCUGGGCACAAACGCCUUAAAACGUGCCUGUCAUGCUUCGCAAAGACGCUUUGUAGUUUUGUGAAGUAUUAUUAUGGCUCUAUGACUUAUUUCGGCCUGCGCUUAGGGCCCGCGACCCUGAACGGAGCAACGACGAUGCUGAGCUGUAGAACCGCGGAGGCCCGCAGCAAGGAGUGCGCGCGGAGAGGGUGGCUGACAAGCACUACUAGCAACGCUAUCCAGUGGACAAAAUGCCAACAAGGACUAGCUCUUGCGGCCGGCAGCGGAGUCUUAGCCCUUCUCACGGGGGUUGUCUUCCGCGCGCGCCGGCGACGCAAAGAGGCACUGUGUGCGAGUUCUUCGCUGCGGGAACGGCGACGCACGAGCCGCGGCGGAAGUGGCGCGCAGUCUGAUCGGGACAACUGCCCGGUGCUCUGGGAGCAAAUCCAGCAGCGCGACUGGUUGUUCGGCCUCCCGCCGCAGAUAGCCGACGCUAUCAUAGCGAGGCUGGAGGUGGCAGACCUUAAAGCACUCCGAGCGACGUGCCGCCAGACCUACCUGCAGGUGGCGGCCCGCACGCGCAAGCUGGUGUUGGCGCUGGACCGGUCGCCCCUCACCUGGCGCCUGGCAUCGCCGCGUCUGGACAGCAUCUACCCCGCACUGAGAGAGCUGCAUCUUAUCCUUGCCGGCAGCAGCGGGGUCGGCGAGGGCAAUGUCGGCAGCAGCGAGGGCAGUGGCAGCCGGGACGGCGCGGCGGAGUGCGGGCCAGCGGCUGACGCGGCAGCGGCGGGGCCGGGCCCUGGGUCCCUGGCGCUGGCGGCGGCGGCGCAAGCAGGUGGCGGCGGGCGGCAGCGCUCCGGCGCGGGGCGGCGGCAAGGGUCACAACAGCAGCAGGCACUGACGGACGUGUCAGCGCCGGGUGCGGCGGCGGGCAUACUGAGCCGCGCGCAGGCAGUGGCGGCCUGGCAGUGGCAGUGGACGGUGGCGGGUCCGGAGCACCUGCGCCGCUUUGUGAGCUGGAGCGCGUGCGGCCACCUGGCGGGUGUGACGCUGCUGGACCUCAGCCGCAUGCCCGCACUGCCCAUCAGCCGCGACACAUGGGCGGCGCUGGUGAGGGCGCUGGGAGCCAGCGGCGGAGGCGGAGGCAGUGGCGCGGCGCAAGGAGCGGGGGCGGGCGCGGCGGCGGGUGGAGGCGGCUGCAGGGCGGCCACAGGGGAGGGCGAGGGCGUCACCCUGCGCGUGCCGUGGCGCUGCUUGCUGGCGCACGGCACGGCCGGCGCGGCCGGCGGCGGCGGCGGCGGUAGUGGCAGUGGCCGCGGCGCGGGAGGGAACGGCGGUGCGGGAGGGACCAAGGGCGCCGCCGCCACGGCAGCCAAGGCUGCAACCAAGGCUGCUGCCGCAGCGGCAAUUAGCUCGCCAGGCAGUCCGCCGCCAGGAGCAGGCGCGGGGCCGGGGCCCGGGGCGGGGCCAGAAUGGGACGCUGCAGCGGCGGCCGCGGCAAUGGCAGCGGCCGGUGGCGGGGCACUGCACCAGCUGCCUCUGCCGCUGCUGCCACCCGCUCUGCCGCCACCGCCGGCGCUGCCCCUGAACCCGCUGCCGCCACCGCCGCGCUGCACCAGCUGCGCCAUCUGCGGCCCCUCGCCGCCCGACGCUGCGCCGGUGGUGGCGGCGCUGCAGGUGCUGGCGCGGCUGCGGCCGGGCGUGUCUGUGGAGCUGGCGGGGCGCGGGCUGCCCAUCCGCAGCCCGGCGCUGCUGCAGCAGCUGUGCGCCGUGAGCCAGCUGGCGUCCGUCAGCCUGGCGGUGUGCGGCGUGCGGCCGCUGGCGCACCACGCCGGCUGGUUCAGCUGCCUGCGGCGUCUGCACACGCUGGAGCUGCAGUACCGUGAGGAGCCGGGCGGCGACGCGGCGCUGCUGCAGAUCCUGCGCGCGCUGCAGCACCCCGUGCCGCUGCAGCGGCUGUCGCUGCACCGCUCGCUGAACCACCUGCUGAGCGAGGCCGACCUGGCGGCGCUGGCGGCACUGCCCAACCUCACCUCCCUGGAUGCACCCGGCAUACGAGUGCACGCGCCCAUCUCCCUGCACCUGGCGGCGGCGGCAGCCGCUGCGGCAGCGGCGGCAGCCGCGGCUGCAGCCGCAGCCGCGGCGGCGGCGGCUAUCGCUGCCGCAGGGCCGGCAGCUGCGCUGCCGCUGCUGCCCGGGUCGGCGGCGCCGCCACCGCUGCCUGGCCUGGCAGCGCUGAUGCCGCCGGUGCCGCUGCCCUCGUUGGUGGCGCUGCCGGCGCAGCCGCUGGCGGGCGUGACGCGUCUGGCGCUGCGCAGUGAGCGGCUGGAGCUGAUGCAGCCGCUGGGGGCGGUGUUUGGGGGGCUGAGGCACCUGGAGCUGGGACACGGCGCGGCGGACCUGCCGCCGCAGCACGUGCUGGCGGCGGCCGCGUUGGGGCCGCUAGGAGGGCCCUGGGAUGCCGCCGCCGCAGGCGGGGAGCAGGUCCCUGCAGGGGCGGAGCCCGCGGGGCUGGAGGCGGCGGGGCAGCCGGCGCCGGCGAACGAGGUCGUGGCGCCGGCAGCGGUGGCAGCCAUGGCGGCCGCGCCAGCUGUGCCUGGGGCGGGGCCGCCGGCGGCUGGCUUCCACUUGCAGCCUCUGGCGGGCGGCGGCCCAGACGGCGGCGGCUACGAGUCCCUGACCCUGCCGCCGGAGCUGACGCUGCACCUGCGGCUGCUGCAGGGUCUGGGGGAGCUGACGGCGCUGUCCAUAGGCGGCCGGCCGGGGCACGGCGUGGAGUCGCUGUCGUCACUCACUUCCCUGACGUCGUUGCUGAUGGUGCGCUGCUCCGAGUUCCGACCGCUGCGCAAGGCGGUGGAGGAGCUGCGCGGCCUGCCCUGCCUGGCCUCGCUGGAGCUGCACGCCUGCCUGGGCGGCGACGCCUGCGGCUACGAGAUCGCGCGCCUACUGCGCCGCCUGCAGAAGCUGCCUGGGCUCACACGCCUGGUGCUCAACGGCUGCGACCCGCGCCUGCCGCAGCAGCUGGCCACGGCGCCGCUGUCGCGGCUGGUGGAGCUGCAGCUACUGGCGCUGCCGGAGCUGACGCCCAUGGAUCUGAGGUAUGUGGUGCAGGCGCAGGCGGCCUGCCGGCGGCUGGUGGUGACCGGCUGCGCGCGGCUGGACAGGGGCUUCGUGGAGGGGCUGCCGCGGGCUGCGGCGCGGCCGGAGCUGGUGGUGGAGUGGGCGCCGUGAGGCACGCGGGGCGGAGGGUGGUUGGUGUGCAGCUUGGUAGGUUGGUUGGUGGGUACGCAGGCAGGCAGGCAGGCAGCAGGGUGUGUGGAGGGCAGGGGUGUAGGGUCCACAUGUAUUGCCUGGAGGGAAGGCCCGCGUGCGGGUGCUUGAGAGGUGCUUGGCGAACGCAUGUGCGAGGGCGAAGGCGUGUGGAAGCGUUGAACGCGUGGGGCGGCUGCAGGCGGCGUGGCAUCAAGGGCGCAUCAAAUGUUGGGUAGUACUGAAAUGCCACCAGGGUGGGAGUUGCUGGAGCAAGUGGGGAUUGCAAGGUAUGAGAGGCUGUGUGAGGCCGUGCGGUGCCAGCAGCCGCCGCUGGGCGAACCCGUAGGGCACCAUAGCCCGCUUUCGACCGCCGUACUUCGGCUGCUCUUUAGGUGCGGUGCAAGAGGGCAGCCUGCAUGAUGUGGGGUGCAGGUCACGCGCUCACGAUCACGGCUGACCCGUGUGUGUGGAUGGGUCUACUUAUGCCUUGGUAUGUUUGUUACACCAGGUUUGCUCCCGGCCAAAGCAGGAUUGCGGUGGCUGGGCAGGCGAGCGCUCGGUACAGCCGCCCUCGGAACAAACACAUGCGUGCAGUGGGGCAUGGGGUAGCGGGGCCGCACGUGUGCGGUGCGGGUACGGCACUUGCGGAGGAGGCGCAAUAAAGGGCCAGGCACGCUGACGUAGGUGCCGCUGAACGAUGUGCAUUGGGGCUGCAGAUAGGGCCUGGGUGUAUGGCGUCGGCCGUCGCGGCGCGCUGCCAGGCUGGUGGGCAUGCGUACAUUGUGUCUGUACUGUAGGCAUCCGUGCAUGCUGUCACUGCGGCAGUCAUAGCAACUGCUCAUCUGUGGGUGAUGCGGGGUUUCAUGCCAUUUCUUAUGCCAGCACGGGGCGCCAGGGCGCGCGCCGCAAGGCGACAUCGCGUGUCUUGGCACCGACUCACGCGGCGGCGGCUGGUCCUCUCCGGCUUAUUAUGUUCCUAGGAACGCAAGUUUCCACUGAUUUGUUUGGAAUUGUGUCGCGCAGUUUGGCUUGCCCGCUAAAUACCUUGGCGCCGUGGGAGAGACGUGGCGCAGGGCGUCGGCUUUUGCGGAGUCGUGUUGGGUGUGUUUCUUUCCCCACAAUACCUUGGGAAAGGACAUUCGAUGGACGCAAUCGGAAAGGAUACUGCUGGCAGUGGCGCUGAAUGCGCUACGGAAGGCGAGGUGGAGUUGGGUCCGUGUGUGUGUGAGUCGGCUGCCGCUGCAUUGGCGGUGGUACGGUGUGAGGGUGAGAGCGAGGCACCGGGAAGGGCAACGAACGAGAGACAACGGCAAGAUAUGAUGGGCUGCAAGUUGAAGGUUGGCCUGAACGCGGUGCCAAGGAUGUGGGCUGUAAGAAGGAUUGCAA